This is a messenger RNA of Closterium sp. Naga37s-1, 1611 nucleotides long. Lineage: Eukaryota; Viridiplantae; Streptophyta; Zygnematophyceae; Desmidiales; Closteriaceae. The record is from the annotation of a GenBank genome assembly.
AUGGCCUCUACUGGAACCCACAUCCACGAUCUCCCCGACGAUGUGCUUAUUAGGAUCUUGUGGCCUUCCGAACAGUCGAUCUCGUGCAGAUCCAAUAGCAAUGACCUGCGGAACGCCGUGGGACACAGGCCCACAUAUCUCGUCGCGCAGUCUACUUCAGAAGAGCCCUGGCGCAAGCGAAGGGAUACUCCCGUGCCGACCGCCUCCGCAGAUGCCUGCCUCUUCAUUGCGUCCAUCUGUCGGCGCUGGCGGGAUCUCGCUAAGAGGCAUGUCGCAUCGCUGCUGGUCGAGAAGGGCCGCGUCGUGUCUCACCGCGAUGUGCUCAACGCCGUCGCUUUCUUUCCCCGGCUCACCCAUCUGCACCUGGCGGAUCGUAGCGUUGAAACGCUGGACGACGCGUUUCUAGCUGACCUCGCCUCUUCGUGCCCUGGGUUGAGAGCGCUGCACGUGGGGAUGCUAGCGGCGAACGGGGGACCGCGUGGAAUCAACGAGCGCGUGAUCACCGAAUCUGGCUUGGAUCAUUUCUUCCGCCACUGCCCUCAACUGGAGCAUCUGUCGCUGUACUCAAAUCGUGUGUCCACUCUGCCUGACAACUUUGGGGAUCUUCCAGCCUUGAAGGCACUGGUGCUGCACGGGCUGCCACUUCACCGUCUCCCUGCUUCCUUCACCAGACUCGCAUCUCUGGAGUCGUUGCUUCUGGUUGGGUGUAGGGAGCUGCAGGAGCUACCUGCAGGGUUUGGCUGCCUCACAGCACUCCAGACUUUGAACCUCACAUUUUCGCCCACCCUGCACCUUCCAGAAGACUUGGGUGCCCUGACCAAUCUGCGAACCUUUCAUCUUCAGGAGAACAGGCAAGAGCAGCUGCCGUCCUCAUUCACGCAGCUGGCUUCUCUGACCCGGGUGGAGCUGAACCAGUGCGAGAUUGCCGAGCUGCCAAAGGGCGUGGUGGAGAUGACAAAUCUGCGGGAGCUCCACAUUUGGAACUGCCCUUCUGUCAGGGAGAUUCCGAAAUUCGUGACGGCGCUCGUCAGCCUUGAAGCCAUCAGUGCCCAUCUCCCUAAUUUGAAGCACCUGGAACUGGAGCUGGACGAAGAAGCAGAGGAGUCUCUGUCCCUGCUGGCAAGGCUUCCCCACCUCCGCACCUUGAUGCUCACGGGGGUCGGCAGUGUGAGCAAUCUGGUGGAACCUGGUGGCUCGGCAUUGCAGGAGCUGCAGGAGCUGACCAUCAUCACCCGGUCUGAUCGAUUCACAGAGCUGCCUGCGGCCAUCACCACUCUCCACCAUCUGACAUCCAUUGAAAUCCGCGCGCCGAAGUUAUCAUCUCUCCCGGACGGCCUUGGGGCAUUGUCAAGGCUGCGCAAGCUGGACUUGACAUUCUGCUCAUCGAUCGCGCAUCUCCCUGAUUCCCUCACGCAGCUCUCCUGCCUGCAAGAGCUGAAUCUCUUCGACGCCAGCAUCCGCCUGCUUCCUGCUGUCUUUGCUAACCUGAGCAGACUCAAGAAGCUUGAUCUGGGUCAAUGCGAGCAGCUGGAGGCUCUGCCUGACGACUUAUCUGAUCUUAGAAUGCUUGAUGACUUAAACACUACGAGGUGUCUUAUGCUCCAGCGCUGA